Molecule: messenger RNA, 627 nt
Organism: Lindgomyces ingoldianus
Lineage: Eukaryota; Fungi; Ascomycota; Dothideomycetes; Pleosporales; Lindgomycetaceae
Exons: 8
Coding region: 1-627 (208 amino acids)
Source: RefSeq, a predicted model, not a curated record
AUGAACAGCAGGAAGUCUUUAAUUAGUCCCGAGUAUACUUUCAAAAUCUCUAAAGCACGAGGAAUCGUAGAGUUGUUAGUAUCUCCUCUUCUUGGAACGUUCCAUACAGAAUUCACGUCCUAUUUUAACAUCGUUCGCAAGCUCAACGCACGGUUCUCGCACACAUCGAUUUGCGCAUCGCUAAUUUUCGGUAUGGCGGCAUUCCGACACCAUCUUCCAUUUGAGGAAAUAGUUUAUCUCGAGUUGAGCGCCCACGAUCCUACGAGGAGUUUGUUCUUUGGCUCUAAAUCCCAGCCAUUGUUUGAUCUUGUGCAUUAUCCAAGUUGUUGCUUGACGUUAAUUCUAUUUCCAGGCUCUCCCAUUUGGACAAUCCAGUUCUGCGCAUUCGUUUUGUUCGAGCACCCAUUUUCGAGGAGCAAAGCGACCCCAAAGCAAACAUUCAAUUUUGAGAAAGAAGUAGCCGCAUGGCGGAGAUCGGUCCCACAGGUUCUGAACCUGGCUGCUCCUGCAACAUGUCUCAAAUUUCCUAUCCCUUUGUUUCCAAAUGUAGAGAGACGCCAUUCCUACUUUCUCCAUUGUUUUCUUUAUGCCAAUUUCGGGCAUAUGAUGUAUCCGGGUGCUAUCUGA